Lathyrus sativus (Indian pea) is the source of this 327-nucleotide messenger RNA. NCBI's taxonomy places the organism in Eukaryota, Viridiplantae, Streptophyta, Magnoliopsida, Fabales, Fabaceae. The record is from the annotation of a GenBank genome assembly.
AUGUUGUUUUGUAGUGAAAAAUGUGGAGUUUCUGUUGCUAUUUCUUUGGCUGAUAUGCAUUUCUGUGAAUCCAACAAAAUUCAGUUCAAAUAUUUCCAACUAGAACCAGCUCCUCAAUUCAAGGAUCAACCGCGUUCACCUUACCGGCUUUUUAUGGAAAGCUUCAGCAAAGGAAAAGAGAUGGAAAGUAAUAUUGAAGUUGAGAGAUUAGGGUUUCAAAUGUGGCAAACUAUGUCUAACCAGGAGAAGUUACCAUUUGUCUCUCAUGCUAAAUUAUUGGAUUAUGGUCAUCGACAAGCUUUGAAACGUGAACUAGUGAGAUUAUAG